UUCUAUGUUUCACAACUUACCCGUUAGGUCCUACGGUUGUAGUUAGUACUGUAGAUCCCAUUCUCCUCUCCUGUCCUAAAGGACUAUAUUUUAUAACGCAAAUAUUUUUUAGUAGUUACAUAUUGUUGCACGUUUUUACAGAGCAAUAAACACCACUGACAUUUUGAUGGUUUUGUAUUAUCUGUAUUGUCUGUUUAUAUCUAGAUCCGGCUGUGAUUGACAGUCCAGGUGCGGAUUCCGUGGAUGCAUAAUGUUUCUUGCCAUCGAAGAAAGUACUGUGUUACUUUAAAGUUAUUAUUAUUAUGAUUUAACUGAUGAAUUAUUCUCUUUCGAAAAAAAGUUAUAAAGCCUGUCUGACCCAGGACAUAUCAACUACCUACUCCAAAGCAGGAGCCAUUCAUCUGGCUAAUUAGGAGGCUUGGCGAUGGGCGGCAACAAAAGCAAGUGUAAGGAAGCAGGACAGAGGCCUCGGAGCCUGGACGGCAUUACAGGCCCUGGGGGCAGCCUCCAUUAUCCAAGCCAAAUGCCCAGCAAGAGUGCCCUCACCGGGGACAGCGGCCGGGGCGAGCAGCCCCCCAAUACAGAGCUGCCUUUGUUCGGGGGCGUCAAUCCCAGUGGCAUCCCCAGCUCCGGGACCCAAAGCGGCCACCUUGCAGGAGCAGUCACUACUUUUGUAGCGUUGUAUGACUAUGAAUCGCGCACAGCUUCAGAUCUGACUUUCAAGAAAGGCGAGAGACUGCAGAUCCUCAAUAACACGGAGGGGGAUUGGUGGCUCGCACGCUCACUGACCACCGGGGGGAGCGGCUACAUUCCCAGCAACUACAUAGCCCCUUUGGACUCCAUCCAGGCUGAAGAGUGGUUUUUUGGAAGCAUUACUCGCCGUGACUCGGAGAGGCUCCUGUUGAGCUCUGAAAGUAGAGGAACAUUCCUGGUGAGAGAAAGUGAGACCACCAAGGGUGCUUACUGCCUAUCUGUUCUGGACAAUGACAUCACUAAGGGCUUCAAUGUCAAACACUAUAAGAGCCGCAAGCUGGACAGUGGCGGCUUCUACAUCACGUCACGAGCGCAGUUCCAGACUCUGCAGCAGCUGAUCAGCCACUACCGCAAAAAUGCAGACGGCCUCUGCUAUUGCCUGACAGACGUGUGCCCAGUCCUGAAGCCUCAAACCCAGGGCCUGUCCCGGGAUGCCUGGGAAAUACCGCGUAACUCCCUGCGGCUGGACGUGAAGCUGGGCCAGGGCUGCUUUGGGGAGGUCUGGAUGGGAACUUGGAAUGGCACAACACGCGUGGCCAUAAAGACUCUAAAACCAGGAACCAUGUCCCCGGAAGCUUUUCUCCAAGAGGCUCAGAUCAUGAAGAAGCUCCGGCAUGAGAAAUUGGUGCAGCUUUACGCUGUGGUGUCUGAGGAGCCUAUCUACAUCGUCACGGAGUACAUGGCCAAAGGAAGUUUGCUAGAUUUCCUUAAAGGAGACACAGGGAAGAUGCUGAGGCUACCACAGUUGGUGGAUAUGGCAUCACAGAUUGCUGCUGGAAUGGCCUAUGUGGAGAGGAUGAACUACGUGCACAGGGACCUCAGGGCAGCCAACAUCCUGGUGGGGGAAAAGAUACAAUGCAAGGUGGCCGAUUUUGGCCUCGCGCGACUCAUCGAGGACAACGAGUACACAGCCAGACAAGGAGCAAAGUUCCCCAUCAAGUGGACAGCACCAGAAGCUGCACUCUAUGGCCGCUUCACUAUCAAGUCAGAUGUCUGGUCCUUUGGGAUCCUUCUUAUUGAGCUGAUGACCAAGGGCAGAGUGCCAUACCCAGGGAUGGUGAACCGGGAGGUGCUGGACCAGGUUGAGCGAGGUUACCGAAUGCCAUGCCCUGCCGAGUGCCCGGAGUCCCUGCAUGACCUGGUGCUAACCUGCUGGCGGAGGGAAGCAGAGGAACGACCCACCUUUGAGUAUCUGCAGAGCUUCUUGGAGGACUACUUCACCUCCACUGAGCCCCAGUACCAGCCUGGAGAGAACCUUUAGGACUUCUGGGAUGCCAUUAGCUGAGAUGGGAGUGAAUCAUGUCAUUUCAGACCAAGUCAAAGUUUUGCCACUGUGAGCUCUCCUCUAGCCAAGCUUUAACUUUUACUGUUCUAGUAAAGACAAGCCAGAGGCUCAUUCCAGCCCCAACUUAAUGCUGCUUUCUUCCCAUGCUGCUUUUGAAAGCUGCAGUUUCUUUCUCUGAGGUGCCUCGAUUAUUUUUGCAUCACUGGGACCAAUACGCCUUUUGUCAUGAUGUUAUGGUUGAUUAGCAGAACCAGAAACCACACAAAUCUGUGCGUUAAUUGCAAAGCUAUUAUCUCGUUCUCUCCUUGUCAAUGCUCCAGUGUCAGCAUUGUUGAAAUUAUAAAUGAAUGUUUGUCUGUAGACACACUAUUUCCCUAAUUUCCCAGAGAGUUUAAUAUAAAGACAAAUAAUUAAAAAAUGCAAUGUUUACAUCUCUUACUAUAGACAAUGAUCUCGGACACGUUUCUGUUGUCCAGUGAAAAAGAAAUAAAUAAUAAGUAAUAAUAACUGAAUUAACAAUAAUAAGAAUGUAUAGUACAGUGCAGGUAGGACAAGUGAGGCUGAAACAUGUGACUUGGAGACAGUGAUUGCAGUAAGAACAUGGGUCACAUAGCGUCCAUCCAUGCAUCAUGGGGCGGUGAGUUUUUCAUCACUGAAGAUGCUCCUCACAUGUUCCAGCUCUCUGAGAGGAGAACAGUUUGGGUACCAUUUGUGCUUCCAUUGCCACUUCCUGAUUGUGUCCCAGAAACAGUUUGAAAAACUACAGAGGAAAAACAACAGCAUUGUUUCUGACCCUCACAGGCAGAUGUUACCAAAAAACUGAGUUGUAUAAUUCAAUAAUUGUUGUAAGAAUAUAUAGAUAGUAUUUGUUUUUCAGUUAGUUUUGUAUCUGUUUAAAUUUGAGGUAUAAUGAAAAGCAUGUUUUCUGUAUAUUUGAAAUUUGCCUUUCUUUGUCAGUGAACAACAUACAAAUGACACAAAUAACUGCAGAGUGAUAUUCAUGGAAAUGAGACAUGGAAAUAUGUUUUACUCAGGUGUGUGUGUGUGUGUGUGUGGUAGGGGGUGGGGGUUGAGGGGCCCAAGAUCCCUAGGCUUCUAAAUUUACAGAAUAGAAAAACUCCUCAAAAAUAUUUGUUAAAACUACUGAUCGUGUGAUCUGAUUACAUAGUUUGUAGUGAGCAUAAAACCAUCCAAGGCACUCUUGCUGAGAAAAGUCAUAUAUUUUUAUACUUUAUUUUUAUGCAUGUGUGGUGGAUUGGGGCCUUGUAACAAAUAUACUUCAUAAAUAUCUAGAAAUUCUGAUUCUGGUGCAGCAAUACACGAUGACUUCUGUAUGCUUUUGUUAAAUCUGUCCAAAUUGUAUAUCCUCCUGAGACCCAAGGGAAAAAAGUGUCCUUCAAUUUUAGGUUAUUUGUCUUUGGAGGAAAUAAGACAUCUUACAAUUUAGAUUUUUUCAAUUUUAUCUUUAAUUUCACAGCAUGUCCU
This is a messenger RNA of Paramormyrops kingsleyae, 3523 nucleotides long. RefSeq names its product proto-oncogene tyrosine-protein kinase Src-like. The record is from RefSeq and is a predicted model, not a curated record. Gene Ontology annotation, molecular function: protein binding; ATP binding; protein tyrosine kinase activity. Gene Ontology annotation, biological process: protein phosphorylation. Lineage: Eukaryota; Metazoa; Chordata; Actinopteri; Osteoglossiformes; Mormyridae.